This is a messenger RNA of Anneissia japonica, 415 nucleotides long. Its product is annotated as zinc transporter 1-like. Gene Ontology annotation, molecular function: zinc ion transmembrane transporter activity. The record is from RefSeq and is a predicted model, not a curated record. The transcript is spliced from 2 exons. The coding region runs from base 99 to 377 and encodes 92 amino acids. Lineage: Eukaryota; Metazoa; Echinodermata; Crinoidea; Comatulida; Comatulidae. Gene Ontology annotation, biological process: detoxification of zinc ion; zinc ion transmembrane transport; intracellular zinc ion homeostasis.
CCAAUAUCAGUCUGCAUGAUUUUCAUGUGUGGCAGUUGACGUCAAAUUUGACGAUAGCGACAGCGCACAUAAUUGUCACCGGUGAUGUUGACGAUUACAUGGCAACAUCAGAGAGUCUUAAGGAGUUCUUCCACAAACGAGGAAUUCAUUCUACUACAAUUCAGCCAGAGUUUGUGCGGGAUAGCACUGAUAGUGCUCUGAAAGAGGCUAGCUGUGUUCUUGUGUGCAAGACAGAUGCAUGCGAUAGUCAACGAUGUUGCAAGCGUAAAUCAGAAGAUUCAAGUCAAGGCCAACGGAAAGCGUCUGCGGUAGCUGCUAGUCCAAAGGCCAAUGGUAUUGCAGAUAGUGCUAAUAAAGUCUUGGAGAACAAGGUAUGAAAAGGCAGUUAGCAUGACUUGUGUUGCAUGCAAGCAUA